AUCCACGCGGAGUCCGCUAAAUUUUUCGUCAGCCCCCUGCCCCCGUUCUAGACGCCAUGGACGAUGCGGCGGUAGUCAGGCACGGCUGCUUCUAGUCCGUCUGCGAUUUCUACGCGUUGGGGGGAGUCCGUACACGUACGCAAGGAGCAGAGGUCCAACCGGGCUGCUGCUUCUUCUUCUUCUUGUGCUGCCCACCUUGCCCCCGAGUGCCCCUGUCCUGGUCCUCCUCUCUCUCCCUGCUGACCUCGGAGCGGAGCGGAGCAUAGCGAGGAGCCGCCAGGAGGGAAGGAUCCAUGGCGGGGAGAUCGAAGUACGACAACCCCUUCGAGGAGGGCGGCGCCGACGAGGUCAACCCUUUCGCGGACCAAGCUAAAAGAGGAGGAUCAAGUGCUCAGUCCAGCUAUUCUGGUGGCGCGUUCUACACGACGCAGUCACAACGCCCUUCUGCUCCUCCUAGCACACGCCUUUCGCCUCUUCCUCCUGAACCUGCUGACUUCUACAAUGACUUUGCUACCCCAGUGGAUAUCCCCAUGGACACAAACAAGGACAUGAAGACAAGGGAGAAGGAGCUUCUGGCCAAGGAGGCCGAGUUGAACAGGCGUGAGAAGGAAAUAAAAAGGCGAGAAGAUGCUGCAGCACGAGCUGGCAUUGUAUUGGAAGAGAAAAAUUGGCCACCAUUUUUCCCCAUCAUUCAUAAUGAUAUUGGCAACGAGAUACCUGUUCAUCUGCAAAGAACACUGUAUGUCGCAUUUGCAUCACUCUUAGGGUUGGUCUUGUGCCUGUUUUGGAACAUAAUCUGUGUUACCGCUGCCUGGGCAAAAGGGUCAGGUCCUAAGAUAUGGUUUCUUGCAAUUAUAUACUUCAUUCUUGGAUGCCCCGGUGCCUACUACCUUUGGUACCGGCCACUAUACCGUGCAAUGAGGAAUGAGAGUGCUCUUAAAUUUGGAUGGUUUUUCCUCUUCUACUUGGUUCAUAUCGCCUUCUGCGUGUAUGCAGCUGUUUCUCCUUCAAUUCUCUUUGUGGGGAAAUCAUUAACCGGGAUUCUUCCAGCAAUCAGCUUGAUAGGCGACAGUGUCAUUGUUGGGAUCUUCUACUUCAUUGGCUUUGGAUUAUUCUGCUUGGAGUCUUUGUUAAGCAUGUGGGUCAUUCAGCGUGUUUACCUGUACUUCCGAGGAAGCGGGAAAGAAGCAGAGAUGAGGCGGGAAGCAGCACGUGGUGCAGCGAGGGCAGCAUUUUGAUGAACCAUAUAUAUAAUCACAACAUAUAUACUGUUCAUAGUUUGAAAUGUAUACUGUUCAUAGUUUGGAGUGUUCGUAGAACAGACAUAUGUAGUGUAGGGUUGGGGUACUGUAAAUCUUCAGAAUUUUUCUUACCACAGUGUUUUGAGCCCUUCAGAUUGAUGAAUUAUGUCAAUAUGACAGUAUUAGUAUGGAGUAUAUAAACUAUUUGUUCCAUAUGUGCAA
Messenger RNA from Sorghum bicolor (sorghum), 1463 nucleotides. Its product is annotated as secretory carrier-associated membrane protein 4. Lineage: Eukaryota; Viridiplantae; Streptophyta; Magnoliopsida; Poales; Poaceae. The coding region runs from base 294 to 1238 and encodes 314 amino acids. Gene Ontology annotation, biological process: protein transport. The record is from RefSeq and is a predicted model, not a curated record. Gene Ontology annotation, cellular component: trans-Golgi network membrane; recycling endosome membrane. The transcript has 13 exons.